Molecule: messenger RNA, 1038 nt
Organism: Vicia villosa (hairy vetch)
Lineage: Eukaryota; Viridiplantae; Streptophyta; Magnoliopsida; Fabales; Fabaceae
Exons: 7
Coding region: 1-1038 (345 amino acids)
Source: RefSeq, a predicted model, not a curated record
AUGUCAAGGCCUGUUGAGAGAAUAGCAGAGAUCAAUGAUGGAAAAGAGCUUUGGAAGAUUGUUGUUAGGAUUCACCACAGAUGGAAAGUUGUCUCCAACAACAAGGAACAUUUUGAAAUGAUCUUUGUUGACAAAUUGGGAGAUGAUAUUCAUGCUGUUGUUCCAGCACCGCAUGUGUCGGUGUUCACCGAAAAAUGCUUAUUAGGCCAUACUUAUGCUGUAUCUAAUUUUAAGGUGGUGCCUUAUGUUCUGGCCUUCAGGGCAUCGGGACACAAAUAUAUGAUAAAGUUUACUGCUGGAACGUCUGUUCUUGAUGAAGACAAACAUGAGAUACCCCCGAAAUCGAUUUUAUUUACAAGUUUUUCCGACAUCAUAAUAGGGAGGUUUGACAAACAUGUUCUGAUUCAUGUCGUUGGAAUGGUUGAUAGUAUUGGUUAUGCACAGACUGAGUCAGGUGCAAAGAAGCAGCAAAUUAGCAUGAUGUUGCGUGAUCACAGCAACAACAUGUUGAACUGUACUCUGUGGGAAUCAUACGCGGAUCAGUUCAUCAAGUUUAACAAAGUUAGGGUUGCUGCAUCACUCCCUACAGUUGUGUUGCUUCAGUAUGCCAAAGUGAAGGAAGAAGGAAAGUAUCCUCUGUCUGUGACAAACACCUACAAUGUGACCCUUUUAUGUGUUGAUGCUGAUUUUCCGGUCAUGAAAGACUUUAUUGAUAGAAUGCCUGAGGAGAGCAGGGUAACCCUGUCUGAACAACUUGGAGGGAAUUCCCAAUAUUCCUCCCAAAGUUCUGAAAAUCAACAGCUCACUCCUGUGCAAAAAUUGUUCUCAAAGGCUUUUGUUUUGCCUAUUGCUGAGAUUAUUCAACUUACGGAUGUUACAUUUUGUGCUACUGUCGCUACAACAAAAUUAUUAGUAGCAUCUCCGUUUGGAUGGUACUAUCGUGCCUGUCAUAUGUGUCAAUCUAUAGCGCGUGGGGACAGCCCCCCCUUUGAGUGUGAAGCUGGUCAUGAAACCAUGGCUGAAGUCCUUAGGUUUUAG